This is a messenger RNA of Aspergillus pseudonomiae, 3009 nucleotides long. RefSeq lists its product as uncharacterized. Lineage: Eukaryota; Fungi; Ascomycota; Eurotiomycetes; Eurotiales; Aspergillaceae. Bases 1 to 3009 code for a protein of 1002 amino acids. The record is from RefSeq and is a predicted model, not a curated record. The transcript has 4 exons.
AUGCAAACACGCCUUCUUUGUUUGGCAGCCCUGCUGCUCCCACAGUAUGGACUGGCAGCCGAUGACCAAGUAGGAGCGAAGAUCGACUACGGCACAUUCGAGAAUCCCGCCGCUAGAGUUCGUCCUCGCUUUCGUUACUGGCUCCCAGAUGCCAGUGUAGAUCCGGCUAUUGUUCAAAAGAAUAUCAAGGAGGCCGGUAUAAAUGGUGCUGGAGGCGUGGAGUUUCUUCCCUAUUAUGACUAUGGUAAUACUGUCCCAGGUGCGGAUUGGGUCACCUAUGGAUUUGGGACGCCCGCGUUCGUCAAGAUCUUCAAAGCUGCCCUCCAGGCUCAUAAAGAUGCUGGUUUGGUGAUGGACUUCCCUUUGGGACCGAAUCAGGGACAAGGCGUACCAGCGAGUCCCGAUGAUGAAGGGCUCCAGUGGGACUUAUCUACAGCGUCGAUCGCCGUUCCUCUGAAUGGAUCAUUUCAUGGACAGCUCCCUGGCUGGGGCACUGGAGAGCUGGUAGCAUUGGUUUCAGCUCAAGUGUUAUCGAGUCGAAAUAUCUCGAAUCCUACAAAUAGCUUGAUUCCUGGCAGUGAAGUUCAGCCCGGCGCUGUACAGUAUGUGUUAAAGAAUUCAACCUUGCAAGAGUGGUCACAGAACGUUACGUCCAUGGGAGAGGUGAACCUGAGUUUUCCUAAGACAGGCGGCCAGGGAUAUAGGCUAUUUGCCUUCUACCAACGCCGGACGUUACACCAAAAUGUACCGAGUACUUCUAACAUGUCGGGGACAAUCUUCAACGGUGGAUCAUAUGCUGUUGACCAUUUCAGUGCGAGGGGUGCGGAAACUGUUACUCGAUUCUGGGAUGAGUAUAUCCUUGAAGAUGAGGUCAAACAGAUGCUCGUUGCAGUCGGUAAUUAUGGCUGGGAGGAUAGCAUGGAGAUCAAGUCAAAUGUGUCCUGGACGCCGGAUCUUCCUAACAUCUUCCAGAAGAAGCAUGGCUACAACAUUAAGAAAUAUCUGCCACUUAUAAUUUACAAGAAUAACAACAUCGGUAUACAAUCGACCGCCCCUGGUACUAUCCAGUGUCUGCUAGAUACUCCCGAUCAGGGGAGUGGGUAUAUCAACGACUAUCGGUCUGCGUUAGUGGAAGGGUACAGGGCAUAUUUGCAGGGGUUGACACAAUGGGUGAAUGGCAUGAAUCUCCAAUACUCUUCCCAAGUGGGAUACAACCUCAAUAUCGAUGUACUAGCAAAUGUUCCAGAUGUGAAUGCGCCGGAAUGCGAAAGUCUGGCAUUCAGUGACAGCGUCGAUGGAUAUCGUCAAUUCGUUGGACCCGCAACUCUCGCCGGCAAACGUGUCAUCUCCAAUGAAAUGGGUGCAGUCGUCGACAAGGCAUACCAGCAUCCAGUUACAGCGCUUUUGUGGGAGAUUGGUCGGGCUGUUGCUGGAGGUGUCAACCAGUUCGUCCUUCACGGACAGACAUUCUCCGGAAACUAUGUCGGUACAACGUGGCCGGGUAAUACACCAUUCUACUAUCUUUUCUCUGAAUUAUAUUCUGAAAAACAGCCUUCUUGGAACCAUGGCUUUUCGGAGGCGUUGAAUUAUGUGGCCCGACUGCAGUAUACGCAGCAGAAGGGACAGUCUAAAGUCGAUGUAGUUAUCUAUAACAAGGACUCGGCUACUGAUGCACAGUUCGGGACGAUUUAUAACGAGACCGAUCUGAUUGAGGAAGGUUUCACAUACCUUUAUCUCUCGCCCGAUAACUUUGCUUUGCCACAGGCUCGUGUUGAGAACAGCACACUCGCCCCCAAUGGCCCCGGAUUCCGUGCAAUGAUCAUUCCCAGUUCAGGUAACCUCACAAUCGAAGCAGUGAGACAUAUCAAGAGGUUCGCUCGUAAUGGUUUGCCUGUGAUCCUGUCCGGUGGGCUACCAAAUGCGUUCUACACAGGGGACGGAAACACAGACAGUCUCAUGAAGGAGAUAUCUUCCUUGAAAGAAGUGCAAAACGUCCACAUUGUAUCUUCUGGCCAAGCAUCCAAACAGUUAAAAUCGCUAGGGAUUGUGCCGCGGGUACAGCUGCAAACUAGUGGCACGUGGUAUUCUACAUGGCGCUCUGACGCGGAUGGCGUCGACUAUCUUUUCGUCUUGGGUGAUACAGUGGAUACUGUUGGUAGUGUAAGUGUUGCCACGGCAAAGCGCCCAUAUGUCCUCGAUCCUUGGGCUGGGAGCCAAACUCCCGUGCUUGAGUACCAAGAAAAUUCUGGCCGAACUAUAGUGCCCCUUCGUCUUGCUGCGAACCAAACGGCUAUCAUUGGCUUCAGCGGCACGCCCAGCAACACUUCACUAUAUGCUACUCAGGUACCAUCCUCAGUCGUUGGCUACAAGUACGGCAACCGAACAAACAAUGUCCAAUUGCACGUCUCGUCCGGUUCAACCGACCAGACUCUGAGCUUAUCCAACGGGAAGACCAUAUCCCAACUAACGACCAAGGAUCCUGCCCCAGGAUACCAGCUCACCAACUGGACCCUAACAGUCGAACAUUGGGAACGCCCAGACAAUCUAUCCGACGCAACAAUAAUCGCAGUCAAGCACAACACAACCCACGAACUCACCUCACUCAUCUCUUGGCAAGAAAUCCCCAGUAUCGCCAACGCCUCCGGGGUUGGCUACUACACCACAACCAUACCAUGGCCCCCAACAAGCAAAACAGCAGAUGGAGCCUACCUAUUCCUCCCGCAGACCGCAAACGCAGCCCGUGUCUAUGUGAAUGGCCAUAGACUCCCAGCUUUCGAUUUCCAGGCACCGAAACUUGACCUCAGUGCCUACCUCGUCUCCGGGGAGAAUGAAUUGACUGUAGAGGUACCGUCGACUAUGUGGAAUUAUCUUCGGACCAUGUUGGGUGAGCUUUACUCGGCUGGUUCAUUACCCCAGCUCGAGGGGUCGGGUCCCGACCCGGUUGAUAAUGGGUUAAUUGGGGUGGCGAGCGUUGUGCCUUUUGUUAGUGUUAGCCUUAAUUUGUCUUGA